CCGUACUCUACUCUGUGCCCGGCCUGCUACUCGCUACUCGCUUCCUCGUCCGUACGCUUCCCUCAGCGCCAUGAUCAUACGUAGAGUCAGGGGGCUGUUCCCACUAGCAGAGCCGGCAAAGGCGCUUCGUAGAAGCUUCCAUGCAAGCCCUCGAGCUGCCGCUUCUGCACCCCCUCCAGAGUCACCGGGCAAGGCACGCAGCAGAAGUGACAGAGACGAUGACGGUCAAGAUGGCGGAGCGACAGGGAGGUUGAGAGGCAUCUUGAACUCGACUGCUGCCGAGGCAGCUCUGGGAGCUUCUGCCGGUGUCAUUCUGCUCGGUCUAGCGGGCAUGUACUACCACUCCUGGUACAAGAAGCAAAUCCUCGUCAAGAUGGAAAAGGCCUUCGACCCAGGCUAUGACCCCGUCUUGGCACUUGCCCAAUCCAGUGCAGGGGCUCAACAGGGUCAGCUAGCAUACGUACACGUAGAAGAUCGAGUCGAGGAUCUGCUUCUACGCAAGAUCUUGCGAGGCGAAGAGAGGGGGAGAUACUUUUUGGUACUGGGACCGAAAGGAUCGGGCAAGACCACUUCCCUCAUACAGGCCAUGCAGUCGAUUCAAGCAGAUGGAGUCGCCUUCUUCGAAGCUCACCCGGACCCAUCCAUCGUCGUGGACCGCUUCUCCGAGUCGAUCAACUAUGCAAUGUACAGAGACUUUCUGGGCAACCUCGUCGGACUCAACGAUAUGUCCGGCAUGAGCACAUUUCAGAUGCUGGAGCGGGCGCUUCACAAGCUUGAAGCAGCUCUGAUUCGUAGGCGGCAAAGGACAGGAAAGCCAGCAGUGAUUAUUAUGAACUCAGCUCACCUAGUCGGUCACGAAGACGAGGGCAAGAGGCUCCUGACUGUACUACAACAGCGCGCAGAAAAGUGGGCCUCGGCGGGCACUGCCACCUUCAUCUUCACGAGUAACGACUACUUUGUCUACGACUUGCUACGGCGGAACUCGAACCGGAUGGAUACGCUGACCUUCAAAGACCUCUCUCAGAAGCAGAGUCUCGAAGUGCUGCGAUCUUGUCGCGAACAGUACUGGUUGGAAGAUCCCUCUUCUCACAAUGAAGCAGACCUCGAUGCAGUCUACCGGAUCAGCGGCGGCCGCCUCUCACUCCUGAACAAGCUAUCAAGACGCAAGAACAUGCUCCGCGCAGCACACCAGCUAGUGGAAGACGAUAUGCAAUUCCUCCUUUCCAAGACGGGCAUCAUCGAAGAUCAUGACGACGAUGUGAUGGACGAGCAAAAGUGGUCCACGUGUUCAUGGCUACUCUUUGUCGAGCUCGCGAAGCGUCAAAAGGCACUAGAGGAAGAGAUUGCAAGCAGAGCGUCUAGCUUGCCCUCAUCCUCGGUUCCCUCGCUGUCCGCCAUAAAGCCAGAUUCCACUGAAGAUGCAGACGAGGCAGGUCCUCCUCGUGUGACAGAGUCCGCCCUGACAGACCCCACUCAGGAUCUAGAAGCAGAUGUGCCAUUAGCCAACGACGUUCCCAAUCCAAGUCUCACCUGGGGUGAAGUUCGUCAAGUAAUGACCCGUCCAGAUUUUGUUCAACAGCUCGACCACCUAAAUCUUAUCCACAUCGACAAGCACCAUCACAUCCGUGCCGACUCGAUGCCCCUCUUGCGUGCCUUUCAAAAGGUCCUCGAGGAAGAGGAAGACUUUGAAGGCAAGCUUGAACGGGUCAUGGAUCGGGUUAGUGCAAUUGAAUCUUUGCUUAGGACAAAGGAGUUGGUAUGGAAGGAGCAGGGGCCGGCGGGCAAGUCCAUUGUUAGGAAGGACGCAAAGGGGAGGGAAAUGGAGAGCUGGUUCUUCCUUGGUGGUGAUGAGCGAUUGGGAAGGGAGGAGGAGGGUGGGGAAGCAGCGGGGGCGUAGAAGGCGGAGGGGGGAUAGAGGGACAGACUUUUCCAAAAUCAAUACCAGGGCUGUCAGAAGAGCCAGCAGGCGGACAAUUACUCGGCUGUGCCAGUCACGAGAAGACGAU
Molecule: messenger RNA, 2006 nt
Organism: Microstroma glucosiphilum
Lineage: Eukaryota; Fungi; Basidiomycota; Exobasidiomycetes; Microstromatales; Microstromataceae
Exons: 4
Coding region: 71-1897 (608 amino acids)
Molecular function (GO): ATP binding
Source: RefSeq, a predicted model, not a curated record